Messenger RNA from Annulohypoxylon truncatum, 1416 nucleotides. RefSeq names its product ATP synthase subunit delta, mitochondrial. Bases 344 to 850 code for a protein of 168 amino acids. The record is from RefSeq and is a predicted model, not a curated record. The transcript has 5 exons. Gene Ontology annotation, molecular function: proton-transporting ATP synthase activity, rotational mechanism. Gene Ontology annotation, biological process: proton motive force-driven ATP synthesis. NCBI's taxonomy places the organism in Eukaryota, Fungi, Ascomycota, Sordariomycetes, Xylariales, Hypoxylaceae.
UUGACGUUUCGCCACCAACAUUCAAAAAUUCAAGAAUGUAUAUCUGUAGAAUUUGAUUGGAUAGAAUUGCAUAAGCCUUCGCAAUCCUCCGAAUCCUUCGGCCGUACAUUUGAUGACUAAGGUUGGUGUCAAAAUCACGUGAACAAACGGCACGGCUGCCAGACGUCCGAAUCAGGUGCGCUCAGGUCACGUGCUAGUAUCUUCUAGCCUAUUCCUAAAGGGGAUUAGACUGGAAUUGUGUGAACCGAAAGCCCGAUAACUUCAAGAUCUAAAUUGUUUAAUGUCAACGUCCAUCGUGAGCUUGCUCUGUCGUGAAUUCUCCAAUUGACAGCAACCAGUCAUCAUGAACACUUUCCGCGUCGCUCGCGCAGCCCUUAGGGCUCGUCCCACGGCUAUGCGUCUCCCCAUUCAGCCCCUUCAGCGAAGGACGUACGCUGAAGCCGCAUCGGACAAGAUCAAGCUGAGCUUGACUCUCCCCCACCAGUCUAUAUACAAAUCCCAAGACGUCGUCCAAGUCAACAUUCCCGCCGAAUCUGGAGAGAUGGGUGUCCUUGCCCAGCACGUUCCCGCGAUCGAGCAAUUGAAACCCGGUUUGAUCGAGGUCAUCGAGGAGAGUGGCGGCAGCAAACAGUUCUUCCUUUCCGGCGGCUUUGCUGUUAUCCAGCCGAACUCUGUCUUGAGCAUCAAUGCAGUUGAGGGCUACCCCCUUGAGGAUUUCAACGCGGAUGCUGUCAGAGCUCAGAUCGCUGAGGCGCAAAAGGUUGCGAGCGGCGGCGGCAGUGAACAAGACAUUGCGGAAGCCAAGAUUGAAUUGGAGGUUUUGGAGAGCUUGCAAGCAGUCCUUAAAUAGAUGACGCCUUAAGAGAAAGGAGGGAACUUCAGAGGCAACUUGUACAUCACAAACCUAUUCCUUGCAGCAAAGCCGUCCAAUGGCACGAAUUGAGCAUGAUUAGAUGCUUAGGUGCUUAGAUUUCCUUGCUACAAUUGUAGCACCUUCCGUUAUUCAUCUGUGGGAUAUCCUUAUAUCAGUGCUUGCCUUACUCCUGAGUCUUGAUUUCAGCUUCCUUUGUUAUAUGACUAGGGUGUAAAGGCAAUUGACACUUCAAUUCCAUCUAACCUCGUCUAGUGUCUACUUAAAAUGCCACAAUGGAUUAUCUAAAACAUUGAUCUUUAUAUUGUACCACUUAACAUAGGUUCAUCGAAUAUUGACUAUUGUAUGGGUAUAACUGCGACAGCCUAUUGUCGGCUAGCACCGUUCGUCGUCGAUGGGUCCGGUAUUAAAUAUGUCGACUUACUCAUUGGGCGAUCCUCCAAGUGCGAACGCUCCCAAUGACUACGAUCAAGUUCCAUUAGCUCAAAAGAUCAUACCAAAAGGGACUGUCUCGUCCCGGAUACGUCGGCUUCAUUACCUUACCC